CCGCAGCCCUUCGAGUCUGCCGGCCACCCUCAGCCAAGGGGCCCCAUCUCCGUUCCCCACCCUAUCGCCCAAUCUAAUCUGCAGUCUUGCCAUCCCCAGAUCGCAGCGCAGAUCCUGGGGGACCAGCGGUGACGAGGUCUCGCAGCUCCAGCGCUUCCCCACUUCAGCACCCUCGACCCCGUACGACGCCCCAAACCCGGGGCAGCCCGGAGUCUAGCCCAGGAGUGGCGGACGACCCCGCGGUUCCUCCUCCUGAGGGCAGCACGGAGGACCCCAACGACCACACCCCGGAUUCCCCUGGACCCUGGCUGGUGCCGAGCGAGGAACGGCUCUCGCGAGCCCUAGGGGUCCCAGGGGCCGCGCAGCUAGCCCUGGAGAUGGCAGCCGGAAGGCGGAGGCACUGAGCGUGUAGCAGACGGGUCACCUGGUACUGCCCAACCUGGAUCUGGCGUGCUCCGCCCGCCGCUCACUAGCAUCAUGGGGAGAGCUUCCUUGGUCUUCUCCCCCCUCCUGCUUCACAGUCGACCAGCCCGCGCUCCCCUCGAGGCGUCAGUGGUACGGCCCUCCCGGACCGGCCAGUCCUGCGCUUCUUGCUUCGGGCAGGGGAGACGGCGGGCAAGACGGCUGGGUGUGCACCAUCCUCGAACCCACGAGCAAGCGAGCAGAUCCUCCGCGCCUCUCGGGACUCCGGUCCACGCCAUGGCGGAUUCCGAGCGCCUCUCGGCCCCCGGCUGCUGGGCCGCCUGCACCAACUUCUCACGCACCCGAAAGGGAAUUCUCCUGUUUGCUGAGAUUAUAUUGUGCCUGGUGAUUCUGAUCUGCUUCGGUGCCUCGACAUCAGGAUACUCCUUCUUGUCGGUGAUAGAGAUGAUCUUUGCUGCUAUCUUCUUUGUCGUCUACAUGUGUGACCUGCACACCAAGAUACAGAUCAUCAACUGGCCUUGGAGUGAUUUCUUCCGAACCCUCGUAGCGGUCAUCCUCUACCUGAUCACCUCCAUUGUUGUGCUUGUUGAGAGAGGAAACCACUCCAAAAUCGUUGCAGGGGUGCUGGGCCUAAUCGCUGCAUGCCUCUUUGGCUAUGAUGCCUACAUUACCUUCCCCUUGCGGCAGCAAAGACAUACAGCAGCCCCUACUGACCCUGCAGAUGGCCCGGUGUAGGUGAACUCCCUUCAUUUCUAUCAGCAACCUGCAAAUAACACCUCCAUCGAAAUAACUCCUCCCCGCCCCUACUACAACACUCCCAGUCAACUCCCAGCCCCCUACUGAGGUAAAAGUGCCUUUAUCGCGAGAAUUUGUCUUCCAGGCUGCUAAUCAACUCCUCUGGGUAUGGCCACCUUUAUGGGUGUGCCUAGGUUCCCCUUCCUUCUGCAGUAUCCAAACGGAGACACCAGUUCUGCCUGGACAAUGCCCCCACCUAAGCCACAAAAUGACGGAAGAGGGUGCCUCAGAUUUCAGACUCCAGGCCCCAGGUUGUAACCCACUCCUAAUAACCUUCUCAGUGUGCAUGUGUGUGUGGGAGGAGAGGGGUUCUGUGGAGGAAUAAAUAAAUAAUAAGCAGAUUAUUAGAAUA
Messenger RNA from Balaenoptera musculus (blue whale), 1570 nucleotides. RefSeq names its product proteolipid protein 2 (gene PLP2). The record is from RefSeq and is a predicted model, not a curated record. Lineage: Eukaryota; Metazoa; Chordata; Mammalia; Artiodactyla; Balaenopteridae. Gene Ontology annotation, cellular component: membrane. Bases 478 to 1158 code for a protein of 226 amino acids. The transcript has 6 exons.